Schistocerca nitens (vagrant locust) is the source of this 1000-nucleotide messenger RNA. RefSeq lists its product as uncharacterized. The record is from RefSeq and is a predicted model, not a curated record. The transcript is spliced from 8 exons. The coding region runs from base 74 to 448 and encodes 124 amino acids. Lineage: Eukaryota; Metazoa; Arthropoda; Insecta; Orthoptera; Acrididae.
CAGUUAAGCAGUUGCAAUUUGUGAUUACUGGGAAUUCACAUAUUACGUUCUGCAGGGUCUUGGAACUGCCAUCAUGGGUGACAAGAAAACUAACUGGAUUAAAAAAGAGGAAGCAAAUGAGUUUCUUGAUGAACCAUUAGGAGCGUCUUGGUCCCCUGAUUGCAUCAAAGAGGAUCCUGGACUAAAUUUGGGGUGGGACGAAACCAAGAACAAUAAUUCUGUGAACACUUUACUGGAUGCCAUAUUGGAAGCGGAGAGAGAGUGCUGCCCACCACCUCUGCUGGUGCCCAAGGCAGAGCUGUUUCUUAAGGGUCCACAGGAAACAUCCUGCUCCACUGAUUUUAUCAAGGAGGAUCCGGAACUAAAUUUGGAAGAUGAUGAAAAUGAGACAAUUAUGGAAGACCCAACAAGAUAUGCAUCUGAUACUGUAAGUUCUGUCAUCUCUUGACUGGGAGUGGUCCCAUGAAUGGCACACACUGUCAUCAACCUAUCGGACAAGAACACGGAGAAGGUACCAUCUCGGCCCUCAAUAAUGGAUUGAAUUUCACUUGUACACCACACACUGUGCCUGUUGUGGAUUUCAUUAGUGGAGUGGAACAGGCAGUGUGACAUCUCUCAAAAGACACCAUCGACGAGGUUGAUUCAAAAUAUUGAUGAGAGCUGUUGCACAUCAUUUCAAGAAACUGUUCAUCAAGAAAUGGUCCAUGAUGAGCUAAAGAUUGAAGAGAAAUCAAGAUGGUUAACCACGUAUGGUUGUAGUUCAGAAGGAAUAGCUGUGGAAGAAGAUAGGUCAAUUGGUGCUCAAUUAAAUUGUUAUUCAAGGGAAAAGGAGGUCUCAAAAAAAUUUAGCUGUAGUGUCUGUCUACGCAGCUUUCCUUCAAAAUACAGUCUCACAAUGCACGUUUUCAUCCACAUUGAUUGUGUGCAGUCACCGAUAUACAUUUGUAAGUCGUGUGGUGAGGUUUUUUCCAGUAAUGAUAGAUUGAACAAACAUUUGAAA